Rangifer tarandus platyrhynchus (Svalbard reindeer) is the source of this 738-nucleotide messenger RNA. The record is from the annotation of a GenBank genome assembly. NCBI's taxonomy places the organism in Eukaryota, Metazoa, Chordata, Mammalia, Artiodactyla, Cervidae.
AUGGCGGCUGCGACUGUUGCCGAGAAGGUUCCGGUGGGUGGAGCAGAGGAGCCCCAGCCUCCCGCAGGAGCCGAGGAGCUGGCCGCCCAGAAGCGCGAACAGAGACUGCGCAAAUUCCGGGAGCUGCACCUGAAGCGGAAUGAAGCUCGUAAAUUAAAUCACCAGGAAGUUGUUGAAGAAGAUGAAAGACUUAAGUUCCCUGCAAAUUGGGAAGCCAAGAAAGCUCGUUUGGAAUGGGAACUGCAGGAAGAAGAAAAGAAAAAGGAAUGUGCAGCAAGAGGGGAAGACUAUGAGAAAGUGAAGUUGCUAGAAAUUAGUGCAGAAGAUGCAGAAAGAUGGGAGAGAAAAAAGAGGAGGAAAAACCCUGACCUGGGAUUUUCAGAUUAUGCUGCUGCCCAGCUUCGCCAGUAUCAUAGACUGACCAAACAGAUCAAACCAGACAUGGAAACAUACGAGAGACUGAGAGAAAAGCAUGGAGAAGAGUUUUUCCCAACGUCCAACAGUCUUCUUCAUGGGACACAUGUGCCUUCCACAGAGGAAAUUGACAGGAUGGUCACAGACCUGGAAAAACAAAUUGAAAAACGAGACAAAUACAGCCGGAGACGUCCUUAUAAUGAUGAUGCAGAUAUUGACUACAUUAAUGAAAGGAAUGCUAAAUUCAACAAGAAGGCAGAAAGAUUCUAUGGGAAAUACACAGCUGAAAUUAAGCAGAAUUUGGAAAGAGGAACAGCCGUCUAA